Messenger RNA from Drosophila sulfurigaster albostrigata, 2286 nucleotides. RefSeq lists its product as uncharacterized. The record is from RefSeq and is a predicted model, not a curated record. Gene Ontology annotation, molecular function: protein tyrosine/serine/threonine phosphatase activity. Bases 431 to 1849 code for a protein of 472 amino acids. Gene Ontology annotation, cellular component: cytosol. The transcript is spliced from 7 exons. NCBI's taxonomy places the organism in Eukaryota, Metazoa, Arthropoda, Insecta, Diptera, Drosophilidae. Gene Ontology annotation, biological process: protein dephosphorylation.
CAGUAGGCCGUUGCCAGUUAUCAUUGAAAGAAAACAAAUUGUCAAGUAAAAGAAAAAAAAAAGGAAAAACAAAAGUUAAUUCAAUCAAAAUUUAACGUUGCGGUUGCCGCUCUGGCUUCGCCGCUGACUUCGCCACUCGCUUCGAGCUGUGUGAUAUAACAGCAGUAACAGCAGCAGCCGUGAAGGAGUCACUGACACUCGCAGCGAAACGGAGUUUGCUACUGUUUCCGCUUUUUAUAUCGUAUUCGUGCUGCAAUCAAAUCGCGCCAAAUGUAAAGCCAUUGACUGUGACAAACAACAAACAGCAGCAGCAGCAGCCGAAGUAGCAGCCGCUGUGAGUGGUCGACAAAUACACAAAAUUCAACCAUUUUUGGUCAAUUCCUCUGACAAUUGCAGGCAGGUGGUGUCCCCAACAUUUAAAUGAAGAAACAUGGGAAAUGGCAUGAACAAGGUCUUGCCGGGACUGUAUGUGGGCAACUACCGCGACUCCAAGGAUCACCAGCAAUUGGACAAGUUCAAAAUCUCGCACAUCAUUGCCAUACAUGACAGUCCAAGGCGUCUGCUGCCGGACAAACACUAUCUCUGCGUGAUGGCCUCGGAUACGCCCGACCAGAAUCUAUCGCAAUACUUCUCCGUUUGCAAUGAUUUCAUACAUGCAGCGCGUCUGCGCGAGGGCAAUGUGCUCAUCCAUUGUCUGGCGGGGAUGUCGCGCUCCGUCACAGUCGCUGUGGCUUAUAUUAUGACGGCUACGCAUCUGAACUGGAAGGAGGCAUUGAAGGUGGUGCGCGCUGGUCGCGCUGUCGCCAAUCCCAAUGCCGGAUUCCAGACCCAGUUGCAGGAGUUCGAGCAAUACAAGCUAUCCGAAGAGCGACGGCGAUUGCGCGAACGUUUUCCCUCGUCGGCUCUUGAGCAGUUGGAUCGCAUCAAAUGUGGCCUGGCGCUGGACAACUAUCAGGAGCUGUUGCAGAAUCGUGAUAUCUGCGAGGGCAACUGUUCUCGCGGCGAAAAGUGUCCAACAGGCGUCUGUAAUAUGGAUCCCAGCAAAGGACUCUUCCGACGUCGACCGUCAAGCGCCUCCACGCACUCCCGACUGCGUGCCCAGUCCUCCAAUGCCAACCCUAGCUCCUCGCCAAGCAUGCUGAGCGUGGCCAGCGCUGCAGCAGGCGGCAUCUCUUGUGGCCCGGGUGGCAUCAGCGGUGCCGCCCAGUCGUGUCCCACAUCGCCCAAGCACUCGCCGGUGCCGCGUCGCUCGAUGGGCAACGAGCGAAGCAUACCCGAAGAUGAGGUUGCCUGUCAACAGCCGACGACGACGACAAGAACGGUGACGAGCAACAAUCCGACUACCUCCAGUGAAGCGGCUGAGUAUGCGGCAGCCAUUGAGGAUGCACGCCGCGAACAACAACAGCGUCAGCUGCAACGCUCUCCAUCGCGCCAAAGUCUCAAGGCAGCCGGCCGAGGCAACUCCAUGGGCAGCAGCAAUGCGGGUCGUGUCAGCAGCGCUGGAACACGCAGCAAGGAGCCGCCAGUUGCGGAAGGAGCACAGCUGCAGCGCAGUGCGAGCACUGUGAGUGGCUUUGGGGUGCGACCUCGCAGCAGUCCAGCGGGGUUGCAUGCCUACACUGGUUCGGUGCCGUCGUCUGCGCAUGGUUCGCGAGUAGACCUGCGGGAUAUUGACAAGGGAUCGGCCAUUUAUUUGGGCUGCUCGGCGCCACGUGCCUCCACAUUAUCAAUUGCCUCGUCGCGUGGCUCGUCCAGCGGUUCGGCACCACCGUCACCUUGCCACACGCCACCGUCGAGUCCACGGCACGGUAUCAAGAGAUCUACCAGCGUAGCCAAAAAGCCCAGAUGAAGUCCACGUAACUGUUAUCGAUUUGCACCCAUUUCAAAAACACGCGCUCGCGACCUGCACUACUUGGAGCACCUUGUCCAGAUCUCACUUACUCUGUGGAUGUCUAUUAAUCCGUUACGGAACUUUGUUUGAUGGUCUUUUCAUUGGUGUUCGUAAUUUGUAUAACACUUUUGCUGAUCAAGUGGCAAUUUGACAAGUGCUGCAGACCUGAUCGAUAGACAAUGGAAACGAUAGCAUUGUUGUGGUCGGAAAGAACCAGCUCGAUGCAUGUUUUGUUCUUUUCAGUUCAUUGGCAAUCAAAUGGAACCAACGUUGAGUUCAUUUUUUCAAACUAAACUAAUUACGCGCCUUUUGUAGUAAUCAAUUGUUAGCUAUUCUCUCUUUAAACUUGUCCAUUCGAAGCAACAACAGCAAGAACGCUGCUUAGUAAAUUGUUG